This is a messenger RNA of Cornus florida, 1185 nucleotides long. RefSeq lists its product as uncharacterized. The record is from RefSeq and is a predicted model, not a curated record. The transcript is spliced from 12 exons. The coding region runs from base 1 to 1185 and encodes 394 amino acids. Lineage: Eukaryota; Viridiplantae; Streptophyta; Magnoliopsida; Cornales; Cornaceae. Gene Ontology annotation, molecular function: NAD binding; phosphoglycerate dehydrogenase activity.
AUGAACGUGACCGGCGCGACAUUGAUACUAGUGAGUCAGAAACUCGGUGAUCAUAUAGUUGACUUGUCUUGCUGUGUGGGUUGCAAAGUGAGACCUCCGCAGAGUUGGCGAUGGCGAUUUGUGAAUGAAAAUUUCAUGGGGAGAGUUGAUAAAAUAAAUGAGGGCAACGACAAGCGCAGCACCUGUCUUCUUUUUUGUGGACCUCAUUUCCCUGCUUCACAAAAUUAUAAGAGAGAAUAUUUACAAAAGUAUCCAUUUAUCCAGGUUGAUGAUGUGCCACUGGAUGUUGUGCCUGAUGUUAUUGGUAAUUAUGAUAUUUGUAUAGUGAAAAGUAUGCGACUUAGUUCAGAUCUUAUUUCUCGUGCAAACAAGAUGAAGCUUAUUAUGCAGUAUGGUGUUGGGCUAGAAGCUGUCGAUAUCAAUGCUGCUACAAAGCAUGGAAUCAAGGUUGCUAGAAUUCCAGGCGGUGAUUCUGGAAAUGCAGCUUCAUGUGCCGAAAUGGCCAUAUAUCUAAUGUUGGGCCUUCUCCGUAAACAAGAUGAGAUGAAAAUUGAUGUAAAGCAGAGAAAGCUUGGAGAACCAAUCGGUGAAACGCUGCUUGGGAAAACCGUAUUCAUUAUGGGAUUUGGAAAUAUUGGUAUCCAUUUGGCAAAGCGUUUGCGUCCAUUCGGCGUGAAAAUCCUUGCUACUAAACGGAGUUGGGCAUCGCAGUUGGAUAACUCAUGCAAAUCUGAUGCAUUGCCCAUUCAAAAUGGUACCAAUGAUGAUCCGGUUGAUGAGAAGGGUCGUCAUGAAGAUGUAUAUAAUUUUGCAAACAAGGCCGAUCUAGUUGUCUGUUGCUUGUCAAUGAAUAGCGAAACGGCUGGCAUAGUAAACAAGAGGUUCAUAUCUUCAAUGAAACAGGGUGCCCUUUUGGUUAAUAUAGCUCGAGGGGGUCUCUUGGACUACGAGGCUGUUCAUUAUCAUCUUAAAUCAGGUCACUUGGGUGGCUUAGGCAUUGAUGUUGCUUGGACAGAGCCAUUUGAUCCCGAGGAUCCAAUUUUGAAGCUCCCAAAUGUCUUAAUCACACCCCAUGUUGCAGGGGUUACAGAAUAUAGUUUUAGAUCCAUGGCUAAGGUUGUUGGGGAUGUCGCCCUUCAACUUCAUGCAGGGGCUCCCUUGACAGGGAUAGAGUUUGUCAACUGA